AUGGCAGAGAUAGAGACAAAGGCCAAUCUCCAGGCCAACUGGAUCUGGAUCCCCAAGUGGAUUGAUUCCGAAGACAACACAGCGGGGAAGAUCGUCAACUUCACCCGCACCGUUCAUCUCCCAGCGCGACCGACACGAUCACUUCUACACUUCUCCGCAGACACGCGAUACAAACUCUACGUCAAUGGGAGACACGUCGCAGUCGGGCCUGGCAGAAGCAGUCCGUUGAUUUGGUACUACGACACCCUGGACAUUGCGCCUUUUCUACAAGAGGGUGACAAUGAAAUCCGAUUCGUUGUCGUGCGGUACUUCGCCGCCUCGCGCAGUGCGAUGCCCUUUGAAAGAACCGCUUUACCAGGAUUGACGGUCGUGGGGAAGAUCGAGACCGAUGCCGAGACCAUCGACAUCAGUACUCUAGAUGGCUGGACUGCAUCAGUUGACCAGAGCAUUCGGUUCCCAAUGGGCUUGGUUGACGAUGUAUUUCUUCAUAUCAGCGAACGCAUCGUCCCGACCGAGCCUGGUCCCCGAGUGAAACCAGUCGCGUACAACAUGAAGACCCUCAAUGGCGAUAUCCCACCUUGGAAUCUGCAACCACGGGUCAUUCCAAUGCCCGAGUCGACUCCGGCCGUUGUGAAUACCGUGCGAGCCUGCGAAAGCGACGCUGGCGAGAGCGACUGGGUUGCGCUCUUGAGUGGGAAGGGCUCUUUGACACUGGCUGCAAACUCCGUACACAAGGUUGACAUACAGGCCGACGUUCAUUCGACUGCCUUUCUUCGGUGGGCCUUCAAGGCAGUCGGGGGUGCUUCUCAGAUCAGACUCAAGGUGACAUAUUCGGAAGGCUAUGAGCUUGAGCCUCGCGAAUAUCCUUUUUUCCGAUCCAAGGCCGACCGACUAGAUGCGAGCAUCGGCCACAUCAUAGGUCCGUAUGACGAAGUCACGCUGGACGUCUCAGACUCCAACAGUGUGGUCUAUGAGCCGUUCUGGUUUCGGACGUUCCGUCUCUUGCGCGUGGAAAUCAACAUAGGUCCUCAACCCAUCGAAUUGGAAUCCUUCACUGCCACCCAGGUCAAUUACCCUAUGGCUAUCAAAGCCCGCUGGAACCAACCUGGGGAUGCAUUCAGCGGUCAGAUGUGGGAUGUCUCCAUUCGAACCAUGCGAAACUGCAUGUUUGACGGAUAUUCCGACUGUCCCUUCUACGAGCAGCUGCAGUACUCUGGAGACAGCCGGUCGGUCGGACUAUUCCACUACCUCCUCUCCGGCGAUGAUCGCCUGAUGCGACAGGCCAUAACCAACUUCGCCGCCUCGGUAACUCCACUGGGACUCACCCAAUCUCGAUUCCCAUCACAUGUCCCGCAGGUAAUCGCCGGAUUCUCCCUUUACUGGGUUCUCCAGGUCUGCGACCACCACUUAUACUUCAACGACACACGAUACGCACUAGGAUUCAUCCCUCGAAUCGAUGGUGUUCUCGACUUCUUCGAUGCCCACAUAGACGAACUAGGUCUCGUCAGUGGAUUGCCCGAAAUCGUGUGGCAGUACGUCGACUGGGUCACGACCUGGGGAGCAACAGACGACCACCCUGACAAGGGUGUGCCAACGUCCGGUCGCAAAUCCAAUCGACACACAUACUUCAGCCUGCUAUAUGGAUACGUCCUCCAAAAGGCAGCCAACCUGGUGCGGAAUCUUGGUCGCCCAGGUCACGCAGCCGAGUACGAGGAGCGAGCCGCCUCAGUACUGCAUGCUGUCCGGACUCAUUGCUGGGAUGGAAAGUACUUCACAGACUCCACUGCUGACAUUGCCGAUGAGAAUGCCUAUUCCCAACACUGCCAGGUAUUCGCUGUUUUGGCUGGAGUUUUGGAUUCUUCGGAGCAUGAACGUAUCCUUACUACCUCACUUACGAGCCCGCGAUUUUCGAAAUGCUCGUAUAUGAUGCGCUUCUAUGCUUUCCGGGCACUCGCGACCGUUGGAAAUGGAGUCUACGAAGCAUUUUGGGAGAGCAUGUGGGCGCCCUGGCGUGGGAUGCUGGCGAAUAAUCUCUCAACCUGGGAGGAAGACGACGUGAGACAGCGCUCGGAUUGCCAUGCUUGGGGUAGUGUGCCGGUUUACGAGUACUGUGUUGAGGUCGCUGGUCUUCAACCCCUAGCGCCGGGCUGGGCUAAGGUGUUGUUCCGGCCUCGGCUGAGUUUGGCGGAGAACUUGGAGGUCACGGUGGCUUUGGGUAGUGACAAUGUUGCCGUAGUUUCUUGGAGACUUGGUGAGGCAGAUCGGAGGAUCGUCAACUUGAGGCUUGAAAAGCCUGUUGAAGUGCUGGUCCAGUCUUCGGGCGGCGAGGACGUGAGGAAUUAUGGUGUUGUGGAUUUUGUUGAAUUUUCAGUAUCGAAGUGA
Molecule: messenger RNA, 2382 nt
Organism: Penicillium olsonii
Lineage: Eukaryota; Fungi; Ascomycota; Eurotiomycetes; Eurotiales; Aspergillaceae
Source: the annotation of a GenBank genome assembly